This is a messenger RNA of Eptesicus fuscus (big brown bat), 2172 nucleotides long. RefSeq names its product zinc finger and BTB domain containing 45 (gene ZBTB45). The transcript has 3 exons. The coding region runs from base 62 to 1600 and encodes 512 amino acids. The record is from RefSeq and is a predicted model, not a curated record. Gene Ontology annotation, molecular function: protein binding. NCBI's taxonomy places the organism in Eukaryota, Metazoa, Chordata, Mammalia, Chiroptera, Vespertilionidae. Gene Ontology annotation, biological process: regulation of cytokine production; regulation of immune system process; negative regulation of transcription by RNA polymerase II.
CUUGUCGGUGGUAAGCUGGAGGCGGCCGCAGCCGGGCCUGGUGCCUGCGGAGGAGCGGGAGAUGGCGGCGGCGGCGGAGGCCGUGCAUCACAUCCACUUGCAGAACUUCUCCCGCUCGCUGCUCGAGACCCUCAAUGGACAGCGGCUGGGCGGGCACUUCUGCGACGUGACCGUGCGCAUCCGCGAGGCAUCGCUGCGCGCUCACCGCUGCGUGCUGGCUGCCGGCUCGCCCUUCUUCCAGGACAAGCUGCUGCUCGGCCACUCGGAGAUCCGCGUGCCGCCAGUGGUGCCCGCGCAGACGGUGCGCCAGCUCGUGGAGUUCCUCUACAGCGGCUCGCUGGUCGUGGCGCAGGGCGAGGCGCUGCAGGUGCUCACGGCCGCGUCUGUGCUGCGCAUCCAGACGGUCAUCGACGAGUGCACGCAGAUCAUCGCCCGGGCCCGCGCCCCGGCCCCCGCCGCAGGCGCCCCCGCGCCCCUGCCCCUGCCCACGCCCGUGCCCCCGCCGCUCGCGCCCGCGCAGCUGCGCCACCGCCUGCGCCACCUGCUGGCCGCGCGCCCCCCGGGCCACCCCGGGGCCGCGCACACACGCAAGCAGCGCCAGCCCGCGCGCCUGCAGCUGCCCGCGCCCCCGGCGCCGGCCAAAGCCGAGGGGUCCUUCGCUGACCCCGCCCUGCCUGCCGCCCCAGAGGAGGGCGGGGACGAGGAGGAAGAGGAGGAGACGGAGGACGAGACUGAUGGCGAGGAUGGCGAAGGCGGUGGCCCGGGCGAGGGCCAAGCUCCCCCCUCCUUCCCCGACUGCGCCGCUGGCUACCUCACCGCGGACAGCGUGCGCGAGGAGCCGCCUGCGCCCGCCGGCCUCUCCGACUACGGCGCCGGGAGGGACUUCCUCCGGGGCCCCCCCGUGGCCGAGGACGUGUUCCCCGACAGCUACGUCUCCGCGUGGCAGGAGGAGGACGGCCCCGCGGUGGAAGGCUGUGCCGCCGAGGCCCCCGCCCCGCCGGACUGCGUCCUGUCCGGGCCCCGCCAGCCCCCAGUGAAGGCCCCGGCGCCUCCCGUAGUCCUUUUCCCCUUUCACCUGGGCGCCCCGGGGCCCCCCGCGCAGCCCCCGCCAGCACCCUCAGAGUCGGUCCCAGCUCCCCCGACCGCCUUCUACCCGGCGCUCCAGCCCGAGGCGGCCCCCAGCGUGACUCUGGGGGAGGCCCUGGCCCCGCCCGCCGCCCCCGCCCCUCUGGUCCCCCCUGCGCGCCCCGCGGGCUCCGAGCCGCCCGCCUACGAGUGCAGCCACUGCCGCAAGACCUUCAGCUCGCGGAAGAACUACACCAAGCACAUGUUCAUCCACUCGGGGGAGAAGCCGCACCAGUGCGCCGUGUGCUGGCGGUCCUUCUCGCUGCGCGACUACCUGCUCAAGCACAUGGUCACGCACACGGGCGUGCGCGCCUUCCAGUGCGCCGUCUGCGCCAAACGCUUCACGCAGAAGAGCUCGCUCAACGUGCACAUGCGCACCCACCGCCCGGAGCGCGCGCCCUGCCCCGCCUGCGGCAAGGUCUUCUCGCACCGCGCGCUGCUGGAGCGCCACCUGGCGGCGCACCCCGCGCCCUGACCCAGGCCACGCCCACGCGGGGUUGGCCACGCCCUCCGUGGGGUCUCAGCCACUGGGGCUACACCAUGCCGGCGAAGUCACGCCCUUUUUGUUUUGGCCACGCCCACCGCAGGGCUCCUGACAUCCCUGCCAGCCGGGUCAAGCCAGCAGGUACCUGACCACCGCUGGCCACACUGCCCCCUGAGCACAGGCCCUACCCUGCUUCCACCCUCAUCUGCACUGAUGGGGGCCCAGCUCGCCUUGCUCCGUCCACACUCGACCCUUCCAGGUAGUGGCGGGCUGGGGCUGGGCUGGGAUCUGACUGCCUCAGAACUGGAUCAUCAGACGUGGGGUGGGGCCCAGGAUUCCUGCUCCAACUCCCCCAAGUGGGGUGGGGUUCAGAGCUGCUUCCGCACUCCAGCUUCAGACUGGGUGAGAUCCACGGUGCACUCCCCAAGCCACCCCUCAUCUGGCACCUACGGGGACGCGGGUGGGCCUAUCAUGGACUAAUAAAGGACUGGCUCGUGGGCCAAAACCCAGAAGCUGUGAGCUCCUGGACGUGGGGUUUCUCACUCGUUGGGUAAAGACAGAAC